CAGUCUAUGAGAACUCUUCAACAAACCAUAGGAAAUACCAGGGCAAGUUAUGCAUGCAGAUUAUAAUAAUUCCGGGGUGCAUAAUCACAAUCUUCAAGGAGGCACAAUUGAUCCAAACUUCUUUCCGCCAAUAGGUGGGCAUUCUUCAAAUGCCAUGGACGACAGUACUCCAUAUUCGUUCUUCAACCAGAGUGGAUUUCCUGGCAGUAAUGAUAUAAUGCAAAAUGCUUUGCAAAGGAUUGGUUUUCAAAGAACAGAUGGUAGCAGGAAUAUCAUCAGCAGCCAUAUGGAUAGUGCAAACCAGUUUGAAGUCCAGGGUGAAAGAUCUUCCUAUCCUCAAUUCGGAACUAUUGGUAUUGGACAGCAAGUGCCUGUAGAAUCAGAAUCAAGGAAUCUAUGGAGACUUCAACAAACUGCAGAAAACGCAAAUCAAUUUGGAGUUUACAAUGAAAGAUCUUUUGAUCCUCAAGUGGGAACUGUUAAUAUUGCACCGAGAGUUCCCUUUGGACUUAGAAUCAAGGAAUAUGAGAAUUCUUCAACAGACAGUGGAAAACACUUGGCAAGCAAGGCAUAAUAGUCAGAAUGAUACCACUGCAUCAAACUUAUUUAACUUCAACCAAGGUGGAUUUAAUAGCAACAAUGGUAUAAUGCUUGCUUCACAGGGACACCGUGAUAGCAGGAAUACUGUGACCAGUCAUAUAGGAGAUGCACAACAAUUUGAUUUGCCAGGUGAAAGAUAUGGCAUUCCCCCAUUUGUUGCUAAUACAACCUCAGGAUUUAGGCAGAAUAUCCUGACAAGGCCCAAUAAUAAUGAUGGAAGUCUGCUGAACCUUGGACCUGUGACCAAUGCUGCAGCUGGACACCAAUCUUAUGAGAAUAAUCAAGCUGGUAGAACAUAUGCUGAUUGGAAUCAGCUGAGGUCUGGGAUUGGCAGUAGUGGAAGUAUUCUGCCCUAUUAUUCUGGGGAAGGUCUUCAUCAUGUCAACAUCAGAAUGAAUUCCACCCAGCCUGGUGGUUGGCAAAGACCAUUUCUUCCCUACCAGGAGCCUGCACCUCAGGGCAUCAAUUCUGCCGACUUUAAUUCUUUCGGUCAGUGGCAAGUGCCACCUAUACAAGGAAUUCCUCCCCCGCAACCUUUCUUAUUAGGUCCAAAUGGUAGCAACCAUGUUCUCCAGACAUCCUCCAUUGGUAGUAGUGUCCCAUGGGUCCAAUCAAGUCUAACUAAUCUUGCAUCUCUAGUUCAUAGCAGCAAUGCAAUUCCACCCACUCCAUUUGCUAGUGGGCAGGAUGCCCAAGCAGCAAUUCCAUUUGGUUCCAAGUUCGAUGCUCAACGAGGUCCAGGAGCCAGAAAUAUUGGUGGUGUUCCAAUUGCACAAGCACCUCCAGCUCAAGCAAACAAGAGAAAAAGUCCUUCUGGUCCACAGGAAGGCUUGGCUGCUGCCAGAGUAACUCGCAGUCGAGCUCAGAAGGACAAAGGUGGUGGUCCAAGUGUUGAACCUGGUUCUAGUAAACCUGUGGGUCUAGUUAUCCUUGAUAAAGGUAAAGAAAUUGCACCCAGCAUAAAUCGGAAUACUGGACUGGUUACUGAUUCAAAUAAGUUGCCAAAAAAGCCAAUCUUUAGUGCUCAUGCAACUGACACCUUAAACAUGUCAGAACUGCAGAAUGCCUUAAUUGCUUUCCAGGACCAAAGGAAGCUAACCCAGCAGCAGACAGAUCUGAUCCGGCAGUUCCAGAACCUGCUGCAGAUGCGUCAGACACAACCGCAGCUGAAACCAGUUGACCACAUCAAAGCUGAAGAUUUCUUUGCUGAAUCUCCUGAAUUAUUCAGAGAGAGAUGCCAACUAUGCAAACUCGAUCUUAAAUUCAACCCAGACGGGUCAAGAAACUCCGACUCCGGUCCAUCCGUUCAUGCAGUCUUGCCCUGCGGCCAUUGUUACCAUUACAGCUGUUUGCUAGAUAUUUUUGGUCCUCUUCAACCAGGCGAGGAUCCUACCUGCAUCCAAUGCCUUGAAGGUGGAGCAAAUUCUGCCAACUGAAUUAGUAACAUUGACCAAAGGUUUUGAUUGACAUUUAUCUAAUGUUUUGUAUUUUUUCUUAUAACUCCAUAACAAAAAAAAGGCUGUGCAAACUAUUAGUGAUAGGAUCAGGGAUCUAUACUCAGCCAUUAUAAUGUCAAUGUUGCUCAAUGUCUUUGUUCUUAGUAAAUUAUACCAUGAUAUAUAGUCUUAUUCUUC
Messenger RNA from Dioscorea cayenensis subsp. rotundata (Guinea yam), 2234 nucleotides. RefSeq lists its product as uncharacterized. The coding region runs from base 447 to 2036 and encodes 529 amino acids. The record is from RefSeq and is a predicted model, not a curated record. Lineage: Eukaryota; Viridiplantae; Streptophyta; Magnoliopsida; Dioscoreales; Dioscoreaceae. The transcript has 4 exons.